AUGGCUCAGGUGCCCACCUUCAAGCUUGUCCUGGUCGGUGACGGUGGUACUGGAAAGACCACCUUCGUCAAGCGUCACUUGACUGGCGAGUUUGAGAAGAAGUAUAUCGCAACUCUCGGUGUCGAAGUGCACCCUCUCAAGUUCAGCACCAACUUCGGUGAGAUCCAGUUCGACGUAUGGGAUACUGCCGGCCAGGAGAAGUUCGGUGGUCUCAGAGAUGGAUACUACAUCAACGGCCAGUGCGGUAUCAUCAUGUUCGAUGUCACCUCCCGCAUCACCUACAAGAACGUCCCCAACUGGCACCGUGAUCUUGUCCGUGUCUGCGAGAACAUCCCGAUCGUCCUUUGCGGUAACAAGGUCGAUGUCAAGGAGCGCAAGGUGAAGGCCAAGACCAUCACCUUCCACCGCAAGAAGAACCUCCAGUACUACGACAUCUCCGCCAAGUCCAACUACAACUUCGAAAAGCCCUUCCUCUGGCUUGCCCGGAAACUCGUUGGCAACCCCCAACUGGAAUUCGUCGCCGCUCCCGCCCUUGCUCCUCCCGAGGUUCAGGUCAGCGCCGAGCUCAUGAAGCAGUACGAGGACGAGAUGGCGGCUGCCACCCAGCAAGCUCUGCCUGACGAGGAUGACGCCGACUUGUAA
This is a messenger RNA of Penicilliopsis zonata CBS 506.65, 642 nucleotides long. RefSeq lists its product as hypothetical. The transcript has 5 exons. The coding region runs from base 1 to 642 and encodes 213 amino acids. Gene Ontology annotation, biological process: ribosomal subunit export from nucleus; protein import into nucleus. Gene Ontology annotation, cellular component: cytoplasm; nucleus. The record is from RefSeq and is a predicted model, not a curated record. Lineage: Eukaryota; Fungi; Ascomycota; Eurotiomycetes; Eurotiales; Aspergillaceae. Gene Ontology annotation, molecular function: GTPase activity; GTP binding.